Messenger RNA from Daphnia pulex (common water flea), 1637 nucleotides. RefSeq lists its product as uncharacterized. The transcript is spliced from 7 exons. The record is from RefSeq and is a predicted model, not a curated record. Gene Ontology annotation, molecular function: extracellular matrix structural constituent; protein binding. NCBI's taxonomy places the organism in Eukaryota, Metazoa, Arthropoda, Branchiopoda, Diplostraca, Daphniidae. Bases 57 to 1607 code for a protein of 516 amino acids.
CCAUAGACAGUUAACGCAUUCGUCUAAUACCAUAGCAUAUAUUCAGCACGAAAAUAAUGGGUAGAUUUUCGACAAUAUCAGCAUAUUUCGCAAUUAGUGUCUUAGUUUUGGUCAAACCAAAUUUUUCCUCUGCUGCCACCGUCACCACAGCCGAGGAACAAAUUAAACAACUAUGGAAAAGCUACAACAAUUUCAAGCAAACAGUAGAAACUAAAAAUAUUCAGCUUGAGAUGAAAAUUUCUCAACUUGAAUUAAAGAAUAAGCAACUGGAAGAAAAAAUUCGACAUCAAGACAUUUUGGAAGAUAAACUUACCCGAAUGGAACUUGUCCUUAGUCUUGCAGAGAAGAAAACAACUCGACAGAGUGGGAGAAAUGUUAUUUCACGUACGUGCAGAGAGGCUCGCUUAACUGAUCCAUCCCUCAGUUCGGGAAUGUACUGGAUCGAUCCCGAUGGCGAAGGAGUUGGGGAUGACCCGAUUUACGUCCACUGUGACAUGAAAUCAGGAACGACAUCGAUCCCACACAAUAGCGAGUCGUCUAUGGAUGUGGGACAUUGCGCCGAUCCCGGAUGUUAUUCCAGGGCAGUUAAUUACAAUGCCACAAGUAGACAAAUGUCAGCAUUGGCCGAACUCUCCGCCGAAUGCCACCAGUCAAUUAAAUACGAUUGUAAUUUUGCGCCGUUGGAAUUCAAUUUAAUAUCCUACUCCUGGUGGAAUGACAGAAAUGGAAAUUCCAAAUUUUUCUGGACGGGUGGCAACACGGACGUUCAUCUUUGCCAGUGUGGAUUGGAUGGAAAUUGUGUCGAUCCUUCCGUUCAAUGCAACUGCGACUCCGCCGCUCCAGUGCCAUUAGUUGACGAUGGUACGAUCACGGACAAAAAUGUUCUGCCCAUCACUCGACUGAACUUUGGCCGAACGCAAUUGGAAACUUCGUCCGGUGUCCAUACACUGGGCCGCUUCGAAUGUACCGGACAAGUGGCCGUCAGUGGAAUGCCAACUUCGUGUGAAGAUCUAUGGCGGAUGGGGCACACCUUGAGUGGAUUAUAUUCCGUUGUGGGAACUAAAAUGGUCGAAAGCGUUUACUGUGAUUUCACAAAGCUCCCUGCUGACACGGGAUUCCAGACCUGGAUCGGUUUAGCAGAUGUAAAGUCAUCAUCAACUUACUUUUAUGGCCAAAGAAGCACGGUUUUUAAUCAAACUAACACUCCGAUUCCAUUCGAUGUUGUACGAUUGAAUGAAGGAGGAGCAUUUAAUGGAGCAACUGGAAUUUUCACAGCACCCGCAAAUGGAAAAUAUUUUUUCUCGUUCGCUGGAUUAGCUUACAUUCCAGUUACUUCAUCAUCGCAUUAUUUAGGAAUAUCUUUGUAUUUAAAUAGCGGUGAAAUCGGAAAAGCGUUCAUUGAAGAGGCGGGCAACAACCCCACUAGUGAACGGGUUCCUUUAACCCUUCAAUCAACGCUAUAUUUAAAAAAAGGGGAUCAAAUCUGCCUCAAGAUUUUAUUACAGACAACUGGGACACUCCUGACCGACGACGGAAACCACUUCAGUCACUUUAAUGGUUGGCUUUUAGAGGAAGAUAUUUCUCAGUCACUAAAAACAGUUGUAUAGACCAGGAAAUACAUUUUGCGUACGUCUAUA